AUGGCACCUAUUACCAAAGAACAUAUCUCUUCCCCACUUGAAGCUGGAUCAUCGCUUCUUGAUGCCAAAAUAUUACCUGCCGUUCUCACUUCAGCAUUAGAGUAUGUGUCGGCUCGCCUGUCACGAAAGAACCUACACAUUUCCCUCAUCGUUAUUCGCAAAGAAGUCCAAAUUCCAUCAACAGGAAUGACACCAGUUUCCUCGACACUACCUUCACCUGCCUUGUCUCGUUCUUCGUCGACCUCAUCAACUUUCUCUCGAGCACUCAGCAAAGUCUCAUCUAGAAGCUCACUCUCCUCCUCCGGGUCAUCUAUAUACUCAAAUUCCACUGCCUCAUCAACAAUCUCUCUCUCGCGAACCCAAUAUCCCUCGCUUCCAACCUCACCAAAAGAUAAAACAGCUGUACCAAGACUGAAUAUUCCAUCCGUUGCUUCCGCUGCGCUCCCAUGCAGUACACCAACCGCACCCAAUCCAUAUGGAAUAUCUCUACUCCACGCAGCCACACUCUCACCCCGAGCUGAAAAGAUCCUCCGUUCAACAAUCCAAAAAGCCGAGAAGAAAUUCCCAAGCAUCGGUUCAGGCUGGCUCUCACCAAAACCCUUCACAUCCACAUCAUCCACCUCCAAUCUCCCAACAAACGACCUCAUCCAACGCUCCAUCGCCCAAAACGAAAUCCUCUUCUCCUCCGAAGGACUAACCCUCCUAUCCCUAGAUCACGUCUACACAUUCAAAUCCCACCUCCUCACCUACUCCCACGCCCUCACCCAGGACUCCCUAACCGUCGCAGUCGACGAACUACGCCGCCUAAUCCUAGCCCAGAAAACCCAAACAAUCACCAAGAACCACCUCACCCGCUCCUAUGACUGGCUCGGAAUCAGUUUCUCCGCCCUCGUCGACGUGAACCAAGCCUACAAAAUCACCUACGGAGGCCUCUCCCACACCGGAGCAAUAGACUGCCAAGACACCCUCACACGCACCCAGCUCACGCCCCUCUCGCUUAAAACAAGCUUCUCAAGAGCCAGUCCACAGCCCACAUUCCGCUCCGUACGAAUGAGCUACGAGGACACGACAAACCACUCUUCCUUAACCUCAGACAUGUACACCCGUUCCUCCUUCUGCAGCAGCGAAGUAUCCUACUUCUCCCCCUCUUCAUCCUGCGACUCGGGGACGCCAGAAACCGCUAUCCCACUCACGGCCAUCUCCAUGGGCGAGAGUGCUAGAGGAUUGGAGUUGGACACUGCAAUUAGUUAUCAAUUUGAUCUCGAGGCGGCGUUUAAGGAGGAUAGGGGGCCCCAUUUUAGGGGCCCGAUGACGCCGAAUGCUUUUGAGGAUAUCACGCCGGUCACGAAGGGGGAGUGGGGUUUUCUUAUGACGACCGGGAUGGCGAGGAGAAGGGCGGUGGAGACUUGUUAG
This is a messenger RNA of Hymenoscyphus albidus, 1413 nucleotides long. The record is from the annotation of a GenBank genome assembly. NCBI's taxonomy places the organism in Eukaryota, Fungi, Ascomycota, Leotiomycetes, Helotiales, Helotiaceae.